Priapulus caudatus is the source of this 420-nucleotide messenger RNA. RefSeq names its product probable G-protein coupled receptor CG31760. Lineage: Eukaryota; Metazoa; Priapulida; Priapulimorpha; Priapulimorphida; Priapulidae. The annotation marks the transcript as partial. Gene Ontology annotation, biological process: G protein-coupled receptor signaling pathway. The record is from RefSeq and is a predicted model, not a curated record. The transcript is spliced from 3 exons. Gene Ontology annotation, cellular component: membrane. Gene Ontology annotation, molecular function: G protein-coupled receptor activity.
AUGCCCGACCUCGUCCUCUUUAAGUGGUUUGUGCCGAUAGUUGUCGCCACCGUCGCCUACAUGGUUGUCUGGUCCGUCACUGGUGACUUGGGACAGUUGGACACGCUGUACACUAACACGGGUCUGAAGUACGAUAUCUGCGUCAACAGCUGGUGGGAGCACACCGCCACGAUAGCACGUUUGCUGUUCCUACUCUGGGGUGUCUAUCUGUGCUGGGUUGUGCGCAAAGCGCCAUCUAGUUUCAACGAGAGCAAGUAUAUUUCCUGGGCGAUCUACAACACCAUCAUCGUAGGGACAUUUCUCAUCAUCAUCAGGUUGUUCGUGGCGGCCUCUGCCGGGCCUGACGUCAUCUACAUCGUGUUCCUACUGGAGCUACAGAUCCAGGUUACGGUCACUAACUGCUUAAUAUUUGUCCCCAAG